AUGUCAUUUCAUUCUUUAUGUGGUAUUCGUGAACUGCUCUCUCUUCCCCAAUCUCUCUCUCUCUCUCUUCCCCAAUCUCUCUCUCUCUCUCUUCCCCAAUCUCUCUCUCUCUUCCCCAAUCUCUCUCUCUCUCUUCCCCAAUCUCUCUCUCUUCCCCAAUCUCUCUCUUCUCUCUCUCUCUUCACCAAUCUCUCUCUCUUCCCCAAUCUCUCUUUCUCUUGCCCAAUCUCUCUCUCUCUUCCCCAAUCUCUCUCUUUAAUCUCUCUUCCCCAAUCUCUCUCACUCUCUCUUCUCCAAUUUCUCUUUUCCACAAUCUCUCUCCCUCUCUUCCCUAAUCUUUCUCUCCCUCUCUUCCUCAAUCUCUCUCUCUUCCCCAAUCUCUCUCACUCUCUCUUCGCCAAUCUCUCUCUUCCCCAUCUCUCUCUCCCUCUCUUCCCCAAUCUCUCUCUUCCCCAAUCUCUCUCUCCCUCUCUUACUCUCUCUCUCCCUCUCGUCCCCAAUCUCUCUCACUCUCUCUUCCCCAAUCUCUCUCUCUUCCCCAAUCUCUCUCUCUUCCCUAAUUCCCCUCUCUCUUCCCCAAUCUCUCUCCCUCUUUUCUCCAAUCUCUCUCUCUCUCUUCCCCAAUCUCUCUCCCUCUCUUCCCCAAUCUCUCUCACUCUCUCUUCCCUAAUCUCUCUCUCUCUUCCCCAAUCUCUCUCUCUUCCCCAAUUCCCCACUCUCUACCCCAAUCUCUCUCUCUCUCUCUCUCUCUCUCUAUUUAAUAACUGA
Acanthosepion pharaonis is the source of this 768-nucleotide messenger RNA. The record is from the annotation of a GenBank genome assembly. Lineage: Eukaryota; Metazoa; Mollusca; Cephalopoda; Sepiida; Sepiidae.